ACACAUGCAAAGUUGUUGAUGUGAUAAAGUUGUCGUAAAACAUCCAUUUCAAACAACGGACACGCUUUCUUUACGUGAUUACAAAGGGAGCAGAGGACGUGGAGAUCACGUGACACUGGAGGAGAGCUAGUAAGCGGAAACGUGAGUGUGCAGAACAGCUGCCCGUCUCUACUCCUCAAAUACGCUGUGUACACUCGCUCUCAUGUGGAUGUGAACACAAAUAGUGUCUAACAGCAAAGAGAUGUGUGAUGAAAGCCAGUCCUAAAGAAAGGCAAAGAUAAUCAGUUACUAUGAGCAGUGAGCUGAAUGUGCCAAUGGGCUCUCCAGCUCCUGGAUGCUCUGAUAGGCUGCAGGAUGGUGGUGGAAUGGACUACAGAGAUUGGGUUCGUCGCAGCUAUCUGGAGCUGGUCACGUCCAACCACCACUCUGUCCAGGCGCUUUCAUGGAGAAAACUCUACCUUAGCAGGGCCAAACUCAAAGCCUCAAGUCGAACCUCGGCCUUGCUGUCUGGCUUUGCAAUGGUGGCCAUGGUAGAGGUGCAGCUGGAAAUGCAGUACAACUACCCGCGCUUCCUUCUCAUUGCUUUCAGCGUCUGUACCACAGUACUGGUGGCCGUCCACCUCUUCGCUCUCCUCAUCAGUACCUGCAUCCUGCCCAACGUCGAAGCUGUCAGCAACAUUCACAAUCUCAACUCCGUCUCCGAAUCUCCCCACGAAAGGAUGCACCACUAUAUCGAGCUUGCCUGGGGCUUUUCCACCGCCUUGGGAAUUCUUUUGUUCCUGGCGGAAGUGGUGCUUCUCUGCUGGAUCAAAUUCCUGCCGGUUGACUCUGGGGCGCAGUCCGCAUCGGUUCUCGCAGCCCUGAAGCAGAACGUUAGCACCCCCGCGGUUCAGCCGGGGCACAGCGGGUUUCAUGCGGCCUUGGCUUCCACCAUCAUCAUGGUGCCGGUCGGAUUUAUCUUUGUGGUGUUCACCAUCCACUUCUACCGCUCGCUGGUACGCCACAAAACCGAGCGGCACCAUCAAGAGAUCGAGGAACUGCACAAGAUCAAGGUGCAACUGGAUGGCCACGAGCGAGGCUUGCAAGUAGUUUGAGAUCCAGGGAUGCUCUGUUUUUUGCUGCAUUCCAUCGCUUGACAAUUGAAGCUUUCAAGCACAUCAAUAUCUAUUCCUUUUUUGGGCAUAUUUUCUAUUUUUACUUUGGAGAGGACGUGCCAUUUUGCCUGCUGGAAGGAUCACUCGUUUAAAAACUGCAAAAGCUUUACAGAAACAAAAGAGGAAAGUUUACAAGAUGUCAACAGCAAAGGGCUAUUUAUUUAUAUUUCUUUAGGCUAUAGGUCAUUUCAUGUGCCAUUUUCUGUUUUCUGCCUUUAGUAAGGAAAAGGAAUGUCAUGUGGUUGCUUGCUUUACCAUCAUUUGCCUGUGUUCAUUAGAGUUUUGCAAUGCAAACCUGGAUCGAAAGUGUGCCAAAUGAAUUGGUCUUUAAGGAUCAAAGUUUCAAGAGUCACUGCCAGAGUAUCUUAAACUAAAAUAUCCAGCUUUUAUACAUGCCUGUAUGAGCUUCAGAUUUUAUUCAAAAAGAUAAAUGCACAACUUACAAUUGUACUUUGUCUCUGUUUAACAGAGGAACUCUCAUUGUGUCAUCUUUGCAGAACUGUUGUCCAUAUAUUUUCCUCAAAAACUACAUAAUAUCAUUAUAAGCAGUUUCAUAUGGCACAACUGCUGCUUAUGCUAGGCCUAUAUGUAGUGCUGUAAUUUGGAUCGGUCGUGAAAUCUAGUUUAGCUUUGUGUACACUUCUAUUUCAUGAAAGGUUUCACUUUCGCACGUCACUUGUCAAGCACAAAAGAGUUGUCCAUAUUUUACACUAUGAAUGUUAUUCCUGUGUGCUACUGAACAUUUGCACUGUUGAUGGCAAUAACAACAUUAUUUGCUUGAAGAAAAUGAAUGGGCACAAUUACAAACUGCUUGAAUGAAGUAAAAGAAGAGCAUUACAGGCCAAGCCAAAACUGUGUAGUACAGCAUGAGUUGGAAUCUCAAAACGAUGUUGGUCAAGUUAAAAAGAGGAAAACAUUCCAAGGGGACAAGAAGUAGGACCAAUUUCUGCCUGCCUUAAAUGGCUGAAUUGACAAAGCAAGUGCACUUGUAGGAUAGUCCACAACUUGUUCUGUUUGCUUUUCGAUAUGUAGACCCUAUGUAUAGGUAUUUCACAAUGCAAUGUUAACUUACAGACUUUGUUCAGUGCUUCGUUUCAUGCCUUAUCACAAACAUAAUGUCAAACGCAUUAAUACAAUGUUAAAGUCAUUGAGUUGACUGUGUAAUGAAGCAUUUUGAAGCAUUACAAAGCAUUUCUUCUGUUACAACUGCACCUGCAAUGCGUGAAUGCUCAAACAAGGAAACGCUGACCAUAGUAACUUCUGUACUCUACUUGUGAGCUUUUUAAAGCACUUUGCUCUUGUGUGUGUGAAAAUACUUUGGUCAUUUUUGAGAUAUCUGUUGCAUUGUGCCACAGAUGCAGUGUGAAAGCUGUCCGGAAAAUAUAGCUAACUAUUAUAGAAGUGUUUUGUUGAGUAGCAUGUUAUUUCACACUUUGUCAGUACUUGUAUGUUAAUUUAUGUUAAAUAAACAUAACCUAUUUUGUUUACUUUAAAUAUGUUUGCAUAUACAGUAUUAAUAGGGAGAAAUUGAGCACCUAGGUGCUGGAACCCUGUUGUAUACUUGUUUUUGUAUUUAGAGUCCCACUGCUUUCGAUAAUUUUAUCACUUAAAGGUGCAGUGAACUAGGACCACAAUUUUAACCCAAGCUUUUGUUAUAUAAGAGGGAAUCGUAUUCAAGCGAACAUCCUGUAAGUGUCAGAAUGAAAACACCCUUGUUACUGAAAUAACAACUGUUAUUGACACGAGGCUCAGCGAACGGCAGGUCCUGGAAUGCACCUAUCAUAGAUAGGUUGAACACAGCCUCCACAGAAGAAUAUCAACGCCUACUUCUCGAGCCCUGCCCAAUGGUUCGCGCAUGACAGUACUGAACACAAGCUGCACGGAACCAGAUAGAGCGAGUGUAAGCAUCAUGCAGUUAAAGAUCGCAAAAUAUUGUGCAGUGCCUGGUUGUGGAAGAACACAGUCGCUGCAUAACCUUCCUUCGGAUUCCGACAGUAGGAAUGCGUGGUUGAAGUUCAUUUUUAAAGACGUUCCAGCUCACGUGGGGAAAACAUUGAGCGUUUGUUCGCUUCAUUUCAACGCGGAGUACCUUGAACAAGUCUUUGCGGAGAGACUAAAAUUAAAAAGCAGUGCUGUGCCGUCAAUAUUGGAUCCGAUAGGAAUGGCGUAGCAAUCUUAUGUGAGUAAAACAUAUUUGUAUAUGCGUCACUAUUGCUUCGUUAGAGAUCGCUUGAUAUGCCCUGAUAGUAUUACCUGGAGACCUCUAGUCAUUUGUAAUAAUUGUAAUCGGGCUCAUGUAUCAUUUUUCAAGGUUUUAUCCACCGUUUGCGAAUAAUGGAGGCUGUUUUGAAGUGUUUUGAUAUUAUUUCUGGUGCUGGGUCAUUUUGGCCGGGAGUCUACCGUUUGUUUAUUUAUCAUGAAAACUAUAACAUUUGAACAUACGCAAAGCCUUGCCAUCACAUCCGGAAAUAAGUCCGUAAAUUUGAGUAAAAUCAAGUUACGUAACGUUACGUGUCUAACCAAUUUCACAGAAGGCUCCAACUAAGUCAACUACGCAAGCUGCUAUCCAAUCAUAGCAGUGGGCAUUUACUUCCAAGUCUUCUAUGCGGCCCGCCCUUAAAAACCGAGCGUUUCUCCAGCCGGCCUCAAAAUCAGGGUAGAAAAUAGCCUAUUACUUAUUAAUUUUGAUGUUUUCAAAUGUAAAAACCACGCAAACGUCAUAAGUAGACAUCAAACAAUAGUAUAAAACAAUAAAAACGGCCAGUUCACUGCACCUUUAAAACUCACCUUUAAGCAUUAAAAUAGCAUUAAAAGUUAUAAAAGUUUUUUCCUGUGACUAAUUUCUUCAUGCCUUAAAAUGAAUGUAACUCUACACCCUUGCUCAUUUAGUAUACACAGAUUUGUGAAUAUGCAAAUUAGUCCCUGCCCCCAUUCAAUUGCGUGAGCUCGGACCAUUGAUGAUAAAUCAAACCCGAAUCGAAAAUGUCUGGGCCAUAUUUUCCCUAAUAAGCAAAAAAGCAUUACUACCAUGAAAAAAAUAUUGUACUUUUUUAUUUUACUUAACGUACUUGAAUUAUUUUAUUUAAGAAAAAUGACUUUAGUACAAUAAAAAUACUCAUGAUUGAGGAUCUUGAUGAGAAUUACCUUACAAAAUGACUGAAAUGAAAGUAAAAUGUCCAGAUCCAUCACAGCAUUGAUUUAGGCUAAAAUGUGUUUAUGAAACCACAAAAAUAUAUUUUUAAGCUUUUUAUUUUGUUGUUAAAUAACCCACGUUUUAAAUUAACGCAGUAGUGCUCUUGUUAAAACUAGGGAAUGGUUGGGUUUCACAGCUGUGACUGGCAGGCACACAUGAAUUGAGGCUACAGCUGGGAAUAAAUUGACACUGUGACUAAAAAGGGCCCUUUCAAGCCAAAGCAUGAAGUGGUUCUUGUUUAGAUUUAUCUCUUGCUAUAUUUUGGCAUUGGCUUGUAUAAAUCAAUUGCUAUAUUU
Molecule: messenger RNA, 4643 nt
Organism: Triplophysa rosa
Lineage: Eukaryota; Metazoa; Chordata; Actinopteri; Cypriniformes; Nemacheilidae
Gene: orai2
Product: ORAI calcium release-activated calcium modulator 2
Exons: 4
Coding region: 291-1094 (267 amino acids)
Biological process (GO): store-operated calcium entry
Cellular component (GO): membrane
Molecular function (GO): store-operated calcium channel activity
Source: RefSeq, a predicted model, not a curated record